AUGAAGGUUUAUAUUAUCAUCUUAAUAUCAAUUUCAAUAUUGGUUACAUUCUAUAAUAUUUAUAAAUCAAUCAAAAAAUCAAAUCCUCUAAAAAUACUUUACAAUCUUAGUGGAUUGGUUUUUUAUGCUACACGUUUAAUCAUAGAAUCAAACCAUUCAAGACCAACGACAAAUUCAAAUAAUAAUAAUAGUGAGGAAAGUGAAUGCGAUGAUGGAUUAAAUGCCAAUAUAAUAGCAUUUUAUUGCUAUAUAGCAAUAGAUUAUGCUACAAUGAUCUACGUUGGAGCCAGAGUAUUUGGAUAUUUAAAGAAAAAUCUUGGUUAUUUAAAAACAAAUUUAGGAGAAAAUCAUCAAAGAUACAAAGCAUUUAAAACCUUUUCAAGGUGGAAUUUAUCAAUUUUAUUACUUGCAUUAAUACAAAUAUCAUUCAUAAAUAUUGAUGAUUAUGGCCAUUAUAUUAGCUUUGAUGAGAAAAUCAGAUCCACCAUCAAAACAUUAAUUUAUAUAAUUAUAUCAAGUCUAAUAAAUUUGAACUUUGAUAGUUAUUAUAAAUUAAAAAAUGAAGAUAUUGCUACAAAUAAUCAAGGAAGAAUAUUUGUGAAGAAUGAUCUAGAAACAAAUCCGCCACAAGAUGUAAUUAUACCACCUUUAGCACACAUUAGAUCUUCUGGCUCUUUCUCUGCUAAAUCAUCAGCUUCAUCCGAGUCAAACGGACAACAAUUUUAUACUACAGUUGAAGAGUUGGGAGAUGGUAGAGAAGCUGUAGUUUCACUUAAACAAUUAACAUUUGAUGAAAUACUUUUUUCUGUAUUUAGAAAAAAAUAA
Messenger RNA from Entrophospora candida, 825 nucleotides. NCBI's taxonomy places the organism in Eukaryota, Fungi, Glomeromycota, Glomeromycetes, Entrophosporales, Entrophosporaceae. The record is from the annotation of a GenBank genome assembly.